AUGCCGUGGUUUCCCAACAUUAGAGAAUCUGAAAGCCUGAUUUCUGAGCACAUCCUCUUCAGAUGUGAUUUUGAGAAACUUAUCCUGGUGUUAACUAGAGAGAAGAUGAGGGAGAUCCUGCACAUCCAGGGUGGGCAGUGUGGAAACCAGAUUGGUUCCAAGUUCUGGGAGGUGGUGUGUGAUGAGCAUGGCAUCGACCCCACCGGGCGGUAUGUCGGCACCUCUGACCUGCAGCUGGAGCGUGUCAACGUCUACUACAAUGAGGCCUCAUGUGGUCGCUUUGUGCCCCGUGCUGUCCUUAUGGAUCUUGAGCCGGGCACCAUGGACAGUGUCCGUACUGGACCGUACGGGCAGAUCUUCCGCCCUGACAACUUUGUGUUUGGGCAGUCUGGUGCUGGUAACAACUGGGCCAAGGGUCACUACACCGAGGGUGCUGAGCUCAUUGACUCCGUUCUUGACGUUGUCAGGAAGGAGGCUGAGAACUGUGACUGCCUUCAAGGUUUCCAAGUAUGCCACUCUCUUGGUGGUGGUACUGGAUCAGGCAUGGGGACCCUUUUGAUAUCAAAGAUCAGGGAGGAGUACCCUGACCGCAUGAUGCUUACGUUCUCUGUUUUCCCCUCACCGAAAGUAUCUGAUACUGUGGUUGAGCCUUACAAUGCCACUCUUUCGGUCCAUCAGUUGGUUGAGAAUGCAGAUGAGUGCAUGGUUCUUGACAACGAGGCCCUUUAUGACAUCUGUUUCAGGACUCUCAAGCUGACCACUCCCAGCUUUGGAGAUUUGAACCAUCUGAUCUCUGCCACCAUGAGCGGAGUGACCUGCUGCCUGAGGUUCCCCGGCCAGCUGAACUCCGACCUCCGGAAGCUGGCGGUGAACCUGAUCCCCUUCCCGCGUCUCCACUUCUUCAUGGUCGGGUUCGCGCCGCUGACCUCGCGCGGCUCCCAGAUGUACCGCUCCCUCACGGUCCCGGAGCUGACCCAGCAGAUGUGGGACUCCAAGAACAUGAUGUGCGCCGCCGACCCCCGGCACGGCCGGUACCUGACGGCCUCGGCCAUGUUCCGCGGCAAGAUGAGCACCAAGGAGGUGGACGAGCAGAUGAUCAACGUGCAGAACAAGAACUCGUCCUACUUCGUGGAGUGGAUCCCCAACAACGUCAAGUCGAGCGUGUGCGACAUCGCGCCCAGGGGCCUGUCCAUGGCGUCCACCUUCAUCGGCAACUCGACGUCCAUCCAGGAGAUGUUCCGGCGCGUGAGCGAGCAGUUCACGGCCAUGUUCCGGCGCAAGGCCUUCCUGCACUGGUACACGGGCGAGGGCAUGGACGAGAUGGAGUUCACCGAGGCCGAGAGCAACAUGAACGACCUGGUCGCCGAGUACCAGCAGUACCAGGACGCCACCGCCGACGAGGAGGAGGAGCUGUACGAGGACGAGGACGACGCCGACCUCCAGGAGUAG
Triticum turgidum subsp. durum (durum wheat) is the source of this 1449-nucleotide messenger RNA. Lineage: Eukaryota; Viridiplantae; Streptophyta; Magnoliopsida; Poales; Poaceae. The record is from the annotation of a GenBank genome assembly.